Molecule: messenger RNA, 513 nt
Organism: Trypanosoma conorhini
Lineage: Eukaryota; Euglenozoa; Kinetoplastea; Trypanosomatida; Trypanosomatidae
Exons: 1
Coding region: 1-513 (170 amino acids)
Source: RefSeq, a predicted model, not a curated record
AUGAACCAGUUUGAGGUUUUCGUGGCGAGCUCGGAGAGCGCCAGGUCGGAUGCCUGGCGGUACAUUCGACGUCUCAGGGAGCUGGACAGCAGGAUCGAGGAGGAGAUGCACCGUCUCCGCGAGAUCGCAGGGACCCUGGCGAGCUCCUCCGGGACGGGUCCAACGAAAGAGCGGCGGAGUGAGGAUGACUCCCCGCACAGCGGCGGGAAACGCGGCCGCGCACCUUCAGGACGCAUGGCGCGUGUGGCUCCUGCUAGUGGCGACGCCGAGGCCGGCGACGGCGCGCCUUCCGACACCUCUGUUGUGUCUUUGGAGCCGAGCAACGCCCAGCUGCUUGUGGAGUCUCGCACCCGCCGUCAUCGCGUUUUACGGUACGCGUUGGAGCGGGUGAAUGUGGCGGAGGAACUAAAGGCGUCUGGGAAUGAAGUGGGCGAGCUGCUCGCCGUUCACAUGGCCCAAUUGCGGCGGACGCUGCAUGGCACAGGGCUUUCCUCACCGCGUUCUUCAUCUUAG